AUGGGUCCUGUUCCAGGGUUAGCUCUCUCAGCGAGCCCCGUUGAUGGGGUUCCCGGUUCGACUGUCGGUUCGAAAGGUGCCGGUGACAGCCCAAGAUAUGAAGGUAAUGCCGUUUCUCAUGAGGAUGGAACCUGCGAGGACGGUGUCUGUAUUCGAGACAGCCUCAGUAGUACUCACGGACAGUCUUCGUGUUUUCGCCUGACAGAAAUACGCGUAAGAGGAUACCAACAACAACACCUACCUGCCCUUUGCCUGCCACACUCUCCCAGCCGCUGUAGUAUAAGCUGGACCAGUUGGCCACCAAGUUCUGAAGACUCGGUCGACUCUGGAGGCGACUGCGGCACAGGGGUGGGGUGGUUUUGUGAAUGGGAAGACGACACAUGGGAAUCACACACAACCGCACAAAGAGCAAUGCUCUUCCCAGGAGAUCCGUCAUUUCAGACACCUGCCGGAUAUACGUAUCCACAACUACCAGACCCUGAUACUUUACCUACGCCGACGCUAUGGCAUCAGAUCAGAUUGGCGAAAAAAUUGUGGUACUUUACGGGACCUGAUCGGCAUUUAAUGGCGACGGCAGCACUGUGUAUGGUGCUUGCCGCUGCGGCGCACGUUUGCAUUCCCCAUUUUGUGGGUACUGUGGUGGAUACGGAAAGUCAAAUGGAAGUCAAGCACGCCAUCAUUUGUCUUGUACUGGCAGCAGCGAUUCACGUGUUGCUAAAUGGACUGAGAGCGGGCUUGCUACAUCUGGCUCUGGUUAAAUCCAAGCUGCGCUUGCAACAACGUCUUUUCUCUCGUCUUCUCAUGGCAGACAUGAAUUUUUUUCAGCAGCAUGCUCCCGGCGGGUUGUCAGCGAGGCUCUGUGUCGACUGCUCGAAAGUCUGCGACAUUUUCUUGAUGAACCUGAACGUAUUCCUCAGGUCACUCAUGCAGAUUGCUGGCAUUUUGGUGUUCAUGGCCGGAAUGAGCAAGGAGCUAGUGCUUGUCGUCUGCUUUAGUCUUCCUGUUUUCUUCUGGGGAGUCCACCAGGUUGGCAUGCGUACUCAGCGGCUCUCGACGUUGGCGCAGACAUGCCUCGCUGACUCCAACAAGGUGGUACAUGACGUUCUGUCGAACAUACUUUCAACAAAGGUCCACACAGGCGAGCUCCGAGAGCUGCAGCGUUUUGGUGAACGAUCAAAACGCUAUUUCUGUAUAGAGAAACAGAAAGCGCUGCUCAACAGCUGCAACCAGUUAUUGAUAACGGCGGUGCCACAAUUCUGCACAGUUGUGCUCCUAAUUGUGGGAGAACGGUUGGUGAAGCAGAACAGGGUGCCGGUGGGCACAUUGGUUACCUGUAUGCUGUAUCAACAGCAGCUUGCAUCCGCGUUCAGUAGCGUAGGAAACGUGUAUUCUACUUUCAUGGAAGCCUUCGGAGCAGCUCAAUAUGUUAUCUCCCUGAUCGGUAUUAAACCUGAAAGCGGGUACUACCUUCCUCGUUUGAUGCCAUACUCACGGGCCUUGAAGGAACAAAUGGAGCCGAUGCUAGCAGCUACACAACCAGACACGGAGGUCAGCCCUAUGGAGACCAAAGUCAAUGACCAGAAACCCAUGGGAGAGUGGCGAGCUUGUUAUGUUCAUACCGACGUGGACUACUUUGAAGUUCAAGGGGAGAUACUCUUCUGCAACGUGGUAUUCCGUUAUCCUGGGAGACCUGCAAUUCCUGUCCUCAAUGGUGUUAACAUUCACGUCUUACCAAAGGAGUUCGUUGGAGUGGCAGGUGCCAGUGGAAGCGGCAAGACGACACUGCUGCGAUUAAUCGACGGCCUCGUUCAUGCUGAUCAAGGCGCGGUUUUUUUAGAUGGUCGAGAUGUUCGGUAUCUGGAUCCCAUGUGGUUGAGAAGACAAGUUGGGGUUCUUUGGCAGGACCCAGAUAUCAUGUCAGGCACAGUGCAGGACAACUUGUACUAUGGAGUGGGAAACCCGGCUCCUCUGCCCUGCUACAGCAACGAAGUCUGUAUGCGAGCGAAAAAACUCAGAUUCACUGAAACUUUCCCUGCAGGUUACGAUACCGAAGUGGGCGAAAAAGGCAAUAAACUGAGCUGCGGCCAGCGAGUGAGACUGGCGCUUGCCCGCAUUCUUAACCGACAACCGCGUAUCCUACUCGUUGAUGAUCCACUAAAACAGAUGGGAGCUGCAGGAGGAGAUACUACGUUACAGGAUGUGCUGCAGGCCCUCAGGGGACAAGUUACGAUUUUGGUCACAGUCCGGAGUCUGGAAACAGCCAAGGCCUGCGACAGAAUAUACGUUCUGGAAAGAGGUGUCGUCGUGCAGGAAGGCCACCAUGAAUCUCUCAUGCAAGAAGAAAGCGGAGCCUACCGUUCCCUAAUCUUAACGGAAAAAAUGCUCCACAUGUAA
Molecule: messenger RNA, 2394 nt
Organism: Toxoplasma gondii ME49
Lineage: Eukaryota; Apicomplexa; Conoidasida; Eucoccidiorida; Sarcocystidae
Product: ABC transporter transmembrane region domain-containing protein
Exons: 11
Coding region: 1-2394 (797 amino acids)
Biological process (GO): transmembrane transport
Cellular component (GO): membrane
Molecular function (GO): ATP binding; ATP hydrolysis activity; ABC-type oligopeptide transporter activity
Source: RefSeq, a predicted model, not a curated record